This is a messenger RNA of Ostertagia ostertagi, 378 nucleotides long. The record is from the annotation of a GenBank genome assembly. NCBI's taxonomy places the organism in Eukaryota, Metazoa, Nematoda, Chromadorea, Rhabditida, Trichostrongylidae.
AUGACCGGAAAUCAGAAGAAUCUGCGUGCGAAUCUGGCAGCUCGCCAGGUCAAACAGACUCCCGCUGAUUGGACGGUUGCGGCUCAGGAGGCGUACAAACUACUUGUCGAAUGUGGUCGAGAUCUCACGAAUACUCCAUCACCACGUUCAUCUCCCUCAGUAGAUCAACUGAAGCGGAUAACCGUCAUCGAGAACAAGCCGGCAACGUCAGCGUCAGGAUCGCCGGUGCCACCACGACCAGCCACUCCUCCGCACGUGAAGACUCGCGAGUCGUCCGUCGAAUCCAGCCAAACCACAGAGGAUGUUACGAGUUACUCACCGCAGAAACGAGUUCACCUCAUUGAGACGAAACUGUUGACCACGACAGCAGCAGAGGAG